Molecule: messenger RNA, 2065 nt
Organism: Caenorhabditis angaria
Lineage: Eukaryota; Metazoa; Nematoda; Chromadorea; Rhabditida; Rhabditidae
Source: the annotation of a GenBank genome assembly
AUGUCGUUGACACCAUCAAUGUUCCAGACAAUCGUAGAAAGAUGCGUUUUACGUAAUGUGAGUUGAUUUUUAUCAAAUUUGAAGUGGAAAUGUUCAUUUUUCAGUUUAUCACUCAAAAAUUCAAAGAUGAAAUUAAGCGAAUGGAAGAAAAUGGUGAAAAACUAGACGAAUCUUCCAAUAAACGUCUUCUGGGAAUGUUAUUUGAAAACGACCUCGAAAUGAAAAUCUACUAUGAAGAUCCCAAAACAAUUAUGGGAGAUUUUUACAAAUAUUACACAAUGUCACAAAAUGCCGAUUAUUUGGGAUUCUCUAAUUCAAUUGAUUACAAAUCUCGUCCAGCAAUGUUGGAAUCAAUUUCUGAAGUCUCAUUUAUGUCAAAACUCGACACAUAUUUCUUCUUUUUGCUGAGUUCUGAAGUGAAGUGUAAAUUCUACGCGAAAUCGAUUGAGAAUCGUAUUAAGAGAGAGCUUCAAGGAAAGUAUGAACUUGUUCCACAACAUCGAAAACACGAACAAUAUCCUGUGAAUACAACUAUCGAAAAUUCUGUAAGUGUUUAGUAGAAUCAUUAAUAUUUUCUAAUUUUGCAGCGAAAAGUCGAUGUCAUUUUGUUCAACACUGUCGAUGAAUUGUUCAAUUUACUUUCAAAAUAUUACAACAAAGAAUACGAUGAAGAAUUAUUGAGAGAACUUCGAAAAUUCUUGGAAACCGAAAACAAAUCCAAACCAAUCAUCGAGAACAGAGACUUCUACAAUAAGAUCUGUUGCGAUCAUGCAAACUUCAAAACCGCUAUUGAUGCAAUCUUUUUUCAAGAAGAUGGUGGUAUUCUCAACCAAAAACCUUCUGCAGUCGUUCGAUUUUUCACUGAUAAAAACAUCACUGGGGGUUGUUUCUUUGCGAAAGAAUUGGAGAAUGCACUUGAUGUUGCGAUGAUGGAAAAACACAAAAAACCUUUUCCAAAAGGAUUAUUUCCAGUUGAAACGGAAGAAGAUAGAAAACUUGGAAUUUUGAGAGUUGUUGAAUGGAAAACUUUUGAGAAUAUUUUGAAAAUCUUGAAGUUGGAUGAGACGGAUUUGCAUGUUAGUUAAGAAAAACUGUGGAACUGAAUUCUGAAUAUGAGUUAUGACGUGGCAAGGGAUUUGACUAGAACAUAAGUUCAGUUUUCUGAAUGAUAAUAAUUAUAGGAAAUUGUUCAGAAAUCUGGAAAUUAUCGAUUUUCAGAAAAAUUUAGAAUCUGAAACCCAACUCAUGCAAUCGGUCUUUCCUAUGCUGAUUUUCGAAGCUGCCACGUCAUAACUUGAAUUCGGAAUUGAGAAGUUUUUAUCAAAAAGUCAAAAAAUCAAUAUUUUCCAGAUCAUCGAAGUCGAAGCAGAUUAUACCUCGCGCUCAAUUCAAAUCCCAGUCAUAACUCCAUACGGAACCUAUGCUUGUUUCGCAAAAAAUGCAUUCGAAAAUGUUUUCGAUCAAGUUUCAGUUGGAGUGAAAAUUUUCAGAAGUAUGACAGAACAAAAUGUUCCGCACGUUUUUCAUUGGUUCGAAAAUCUUGCAGAUAUUUUUGACUUUUUACGUGUAAGUCUACAUAGAUUUUCUUUUUGAUUUUGGAUUCUAUAUCAUUCAGAAAUACCGCUACUUCAUCGAAACUUGGAAAAUCGACGAGAUCAUCAAUAAUGCCUACAUCGACCUCAAACAAUAUUCAACUGAACCAAUCUACCAAAUUCCCGACAAGACUUAUAAUCGUGAUAAAGCGAGAAAAGAGCUCUACAAAUUAUCUCCAAAUUAUAUGGAGCAAUGUGGAUUCAAACUUCGAUGUGAUUUCGAACUCAAAACGAUCAAGAAGAAAACAAUGUUGACAAAAUCAGUGAUAAUGAAAAAAUAUGAGGAAAUUAUGUUCCUCUCGUUCAAAUGGGUCAUUAGAAAGGUGAGCUAGAAGCUUUGCCACGUCAUAACCAAUGUCAAUUUUUUUCAGUUCGAUUAUUUCGAGAAACAUCAAUGUUUGGAUGAGACAGAUCAACGAGAAGAAAUGUUCGAAGUGAUGAAUUCCUUGAAAAUCGAGCAUGUUCCGAUCUAA